Molecule: messenger RNA, 809 nt
Organism: Rhizophagus irregularis DAOM 181602=DAOM 197198
Lineage: Eukaryota; Fungi; Glomeromycota; Glomeromycetes; Glomerales; Glomeraceae
Source: RefSeq, a predicted model, not a curated record
GAUGAUGAUGAUGAUGAUGAUGAUUCAAUGGACAUUCGUAAUUCAUCAUCUCAAGAUGAUGAUAUAAAUAUGACAAAGAUUUCAAGUUCUUUUGAGUACUUGUCAUCUGAAAAAGGUUUCCAUCCAUAUUGGAAAGAUAAUAGUAUAAUAGGUCAAAUAGGUCAUCCAUCUUCACGUUCUUUUGGUAUACCAAAAAUCUUUCACAAAUAUCGUUUUGACCAAGUUGUUGACUCUUCAUCACCACGACGUAUUUCUCCUCCUAAUGCUGUUCUUGAACUCUUACAAUCCAAUUAUAUUGAUUCACCUUUGAGAAGAUCUAAAGAUGAUUUAGAUAUCUUAUAUUCUUUAACUCCAAAAGAUUUAGAUCGAGGAAUUUUAAUGGAUAUGAUUAGUAUGUUGGAAUAUUAUGGUAGUAAAGCAAAUCAUAACAUUGCAAAGAAUUCAAGUGAAAUCAAUGACAUGUGGUUUAUGGACAAUAAUCAUCGUUAAAAAUAAUACGUUGUUGGUUAACUAACAAACUCUUGUAAAAAUUUUUCAUAUACAUUGUUAAAUAUCUCCUCAAAUCUUUUUUUUUCUUUUCUUUUCCUUUUUUUUUUUGUUACAUAUUUUUCUCAAUAUUCUUUAUUCUUUUUUAUUUUUAUUUUUAUAUAUUAUUUGUAUAUACGAAAAGCCACAUGUCUCAUUGGUUAUUUUAGUAUGUAUGAGUAGUUUUGUUUUUUUCAACAUGAACAUUUGUGGGUUUUUUAAUAUUUAAAAAAAAUCAAAAAAAAAGGCUUAAAAAAUUUAAAAAUUCAAAAAAAAAGUGGUGG